Phalacrocorax carbo (great cormorant) is the source of this 3255-nucleotide messenger RNA. NCBI's taxonomy places the organism in Eukaryota, Metazoa, Chordata, Aves, Suliformes, Phalacrocoracidae. The record is from RefSeq and is a predicted model, not a curated record.
GCGGCGCAUGCGCGGGGCGGCGCAUGCGCGAGGCGGCGGUGUGAGGUACCCGCUCGGCAGCCUGGUUGCUGUCGCUAUGGCUCUCCUGCACACUCGCCGGCUCUUCACCGCCCCGCUCCUCGCCUCCGCCCGCGCCAGCUCAUGGUGGUCCCAUGUGGAGAUGGGUCCCCCCGACCCCAUCUUGGGGGUGACGGAAGCUUUCAAGCGUGACACCAACUCCAAGAAGAUGAACCUGGGGGUGGGGGCGUACCGGGAUGACAAUGGGAAGCCGUAUGUCCUGAGCUGUGUUCGCAAGGCGGAGGCCAUGAUAGCAUCCAAGAAGAUGGACAAGGAGUACUUGCCCAUUGCAGGGCUAGUGGAUUUCACCCGGGCAUCUGCAGAACUGGCUCUGGGUGAAAACAGUGAGGCUUUCAAGAGCAGCCGGUAUGUCACUGUGCAAGGUAUUUCUGGGACUGGAUCUCUGCGAAUUGGAGCCAAUUUUUUGCAACGGUUCUUCAAGUCUAGUCGUGAUGUGUAUCUACCCAAACCGUCCUGGGGCAAUCAUACACCCAUUUUCCGUGAUGCUGGCCUGCAACUUCAGGCUUACCGCUACUACGACCCCAAGACAUGCAGCCUUGACUUCUCUGGAGCCAUGGAUGACAUUUCUAAAAUUCCAGAGAAGAGCAUCAUCCUCUUGCAUGCUUGUGCUCACAACCCCACUGGGGUGGAUCCCCGGCAGGAGCAAUGGAAGGAGAUAGCAGCUUUGGUGAAGAAACGGAACCUCCUUGUAUACUUCGACAUGGCCUACCAGGGCUUUGCCAGUGGGGACAUCAACCGGGAUGCCUGGGCUGUGCGGUAUUUCAUCGAGCAGGGCAUCAACCUCGUCUUGUCACAGUCCUAUGCAAAAAACAUGGGACUGUACGGAGAGCGUGCGGGUGCCUUCACGGUGAUCUGCAGUGAUGCAGAGGAAGCCAAGAGGGUUGAAUCACAGCUGAAGAUCCUCAUCCGCCCCAUGUACUCCAACCCCCCCUUGAAUGGAGCCCGUAUUGCCUCUAUCAUCCUGAACACCCCUGACCUUCGGGAGGAGUGGCUGACGGAGGUGAAGGGCAUGGCCAACCGGAUCAUCAGCAUGCGGACUCAGCUGGUGUCCAACCUCAAGAAAGAGGGAUCCUCCCACAACUGGCAGCACAUCACCGACCAGAUCGGCAUGUUCUGCUUCACGGGGCUAAAGCCUGAGCAGGUGGAGCGGCUGAUCAAGGAGUUCUCCAUCUAUAUGACAAAGGAUGGACGAAUCUCUGUGGCAGGAGUUACGUCGGGCAAUGUAGGUUACCUGGCUCAUGCCAUCCAUCAAGUCACAAAGUAAAGACAAAGGUGUGCCCUGGAGCUGGUGGCCUCCUUUUCCCCACUGGUCAAAGCUAGGGAAGAGAAGCAAGCAGAAUACCUCCAACCACAGCACUUGACACCGCUGCUGAAUGUAUCUUGUAGAUGAGUUGUUGUAGAAGCCUAGUCAAACCCCUGCUGUGUUGUAGAGCUGGGAUAUUAUUGCUGGCUCCCACUCGUCACAGCUGUUCUCCCCUGCUGUCCGUCCUUUUCUUCAUCAGCCCCAGCACCCAUAUGCACUGGAGGAAGUAAAUGCUUAGCACUGCCAUCCUACUGGUGGAGGCAUCAAAGGCUUCCCUACACUUGUUUCUCCAUGAGAAGAUUUUGUGAGGAUGCUGGCCACUGGCCCAAGUGGCAGAGCUCAGCUGGGUGGGCUGAGAGAGAGCUGCUCAGGUGUGCCCUUGCCACCUCCUCAGCCUGACCCUGCUGCCAGCAGGCUCUGUCCUCCUUCAUCCUCCUAGCCCGGGGCUGGGCAGGGCCAAAGUUGCCCUCUGACAACCAGCUCUGAGGACUUACCACUACUAAAAUCUGUUCCAUCGUUGGGUUUGCUCCUUCCAUCUGGGAAUCUCCUUUCAGGUGUAAAUCAUGGCGGCAUUGGUGUGUGGGGCGGACCUCUGUGUCCCUCUAAACUUGCCUGGUUCUCCUGACUUCACUCCUGUGCCCUGAGGUGAAACAAUUUCUUGCCCCCCACUCACAAUAAGAACCUCCUCCAAAACCUGCUCUCAGUUGGUCUCUGCCUCUCCCUAUUCCUCUACCACCCCCAGCAGCCCUCCCUGCAAAACAGAGUCUUUGUGGUGUGUCCCAAAGCCAUGAGGUGGGUCCUGCCAUGCCUGCCCUCAUGUGGGGGUGCGGGUGACUGCUCUUGUCAACCAAUUUUCUGGUGACACCAGAAAACAUGAGGGAAAGAUCCUGAGGGAAGUUUGAGAGAUGAUGACUCAAAAAACCAUUUUGUCCUUUUCACUGAGUGUCCUAGAGGCCCAGUGACUCACUGGAUGCUGAUUUUUAAUCAAAAGGGGCGUAUGGCUGUGGUGCACUGGGGACUUUCUCCUGUUGUUGCACAGCUACAUCCUAUCCCUUCGUGCACCAAAUAUUCCCUGCUGGGCAAGUGCCAGCACAGGGGUUCUUGCAUGGCCAGUGAAACCCUAAUCUGAGAAUCCCAUGCAGAGAGAGAGGGAAGUUCCCACCUGUAUGCCCCAAGAGCACUGGAGCAUGUGGGAUGAGGCUGCCAGUUGGGAGUCAGUGUUGUGGAGCUGAAAUUGCAGCCUGCAGUGUUGAACAUAGGUGUUGCUGGGGAGGGUGGGAGUUCCCAAAGGCCGUCUGCCUUGCACCCAGACCCUGGAGCACGACGGAGUUUCUCCUUGCAGCAAGCAAAGUUGCCUCUGUGGGCGGCCCUGGAGGGGUCAGCUCUGGGUCUGUGUGAGCUUUCUCAUUCCACGGGCAUCUUUACCCUUUGCAGCCGUACCAGGACACUUAGCAGAGCAGUCCUCGUUCCUCAUUCCUGCCCAGAGCAGCCGUGUACUCCUGGGAGCCAGGACAGGCCUGCUUCAUGCAUGCUGUCACUGCACUUGUUGGCAGAGGAGCUGCCAGCACAGGCUGAGGAAGGCUGGAGCCUCCCACUUGCUCCCAGACAAGACGGUUUGCAUUUUUAACAGCGUUGAUUGUUUACAUGGCCCGAUGCCUCCAGCUGCUACUUACUCCCAUUUGUGCAAUAAACCGGUUUCCGCCACGCUGCGGCCACCGUGGGUGCUGCCCUUGGCGCUGCGGCUUCUCGUGCUGUGGUCGCCGCUUCUGCGUGGCUCUGGAGCUGCCUCUCGUGGUUGCGGAGAGCCCUGUUACCUUGCGUUACGCCUGCCUGCUGCCCGUUCUCUGUUACAAUAAAAGUAGAACUGGAGCACA